This is a messenger RNA of Xenopus laevis (African clawed frog), 1834 nucleotides long. It is a transcript of the gene rgp1.S, whose product is annotated as RGP1 homolog, RAB6A GEF complex partner 1 S homeolog. The transcript is spliced from 9 exons. Gene Ontology annotation, cellular component: cytosol. Bases 155 to 1318 code for a protein of 387 amino acids. NCBI's taxonomy places the organism in Eukaryota, Metazoa, Chordata, Amphibia, Anura, Pipidae. The record is from RefSeq and is a predicted model, not a curated record.
AAACAGCCGAACGGUUCCGGAAACCUCGGGUACAUGGGAUCAGGCCACCCGGAAGUGAGACUCGGGUGGGCGCAAACUGAUGGCGUAACUACUUGUUACCUGGGUCUAACCAAGUGCGGCGGGGGGAGUCGGGCUGCAGCCCCUGUGUCUCGCUAUGAUUGAGGUGGUGGCCAAGUUGGUGCGGGGCCCCGUGUUCCUGGCCGGGGAGCUUCUGGAAUGUGUCGUUACCUUCACUAACCCCCUCUCGGCCCAGUCCACCUCUGCCAGCAGUGAGACCCUGGCAUGGGCUAGUGCUCAGAUUCAUUGCCAGUUCCAUGCCAGUGAGAGCCGCGUACACCUCCCGGCGAAUGAGGAGCCCAGACAGGACGUGCAGGCAGAGAAUGAGACCGUAUUUGUCCCAAAUCGAGGUGAGCGGGGUCAGUGCAUCCUCUCAACACCCCCCAAAAUCUUGUUUUGUGACCUGCGUUUGGACCCUGGAGAGAAAAAAUCCUACUCCUACUGUGAGAGUUUGCCCCUUGCCGCUCCUCCUUCAUUCCGUGGCCAGUCUGUGAAAUACGUCUACAAACUGACUAUUGGCUGCCAAAGGGUUAACUGCCCCAUCCAGCUCCUGCGGGUGCCGUUCCGGGUGCUCCUGCUGCACGCACUGCAGAGCUUUCAGCCCAUACAGGAGCAUGAGGUUGCCCCCUCCAACCCUUUCUUGGAUGAGGAGGAGGGUGGGAAGAAGGACUCGAGGAUCCUGGACUCGGCUGUGGAGAUUCUCAUGGCGCUGACAUCACAUAGGACAUUGCACCAGUUUAAUAUCAGCAAUAGCCAGGGCCGCGUGGGCACGUUCUGCAUCUUUAAGACUGUCUAUAAAAUUGGAGAAGAUGUGAUUGGCACAUUCAGUUUCUCUGACGGUGACAUUCCCUGUCUGCAGUACUCAGUGUUGCUGCAGACAGAAGAGAGUGUGCAGGAGGAGUACAGGAGAUCUCGGGCUCAGCCGGUGACCAUAACUAGCCACGCUCAGCACCACGAGCCCUGUCUGCACUCGGCCAGCACCAGCUUCAGUCUCCCCAUCCCCCUCACGUCUUGUCCCGGAUUCAGCACCAACAUCGUCUCAUUGAAGUGGCGACUCCAUUUUGAAUUUGUCACCUCUCGGGAGCCCGUGGAAGCACCUACUGUUCCUGAGAACCAAUCCGAGAUUAUCACCUGGACGGGGGCUGGACAAAUAGAGGUAGACACCUUUAGCUGGGACCUGCCAAUCAAAGUUCUUCCAACCAAUCCUCUGUUGGCUUCCUAUGUUUCCCCUGCUUUGUCCUCCCAUUCCAUCUGUAUAUAGGGGGGGGGGGCUGCCCCAUGGGACUAUUAAUAUUUGUGUGUAUGUAUAUAUAUAUAUAUAUAUAUUUUAAUAAAGACAUUGGGAUUAUCUGGGCUGUAAGAAUCAGAAGCAAGAUUUAGCAGCACCAUUGGGUGUCAGGAGGGGAGCAGAGGUGGGUGCUGUGCGGAGCUGAGAGACAUCCAAUAGGAAGGUCCAGUAAGCAGAUACAGAGAUGCUCUUCCUAUAGGCCCAGUUGUAUAGGUGGUAUCACUCAGUAUGGGACCCACUGACCCCACAGCAAGUUGCUCCCUAUUCCUUAUUCCUGUCCCCCAGAACCCCUCACUCAUUCACAUCUAUCCCUUGCUCUUCUCUCCCACUGUUAUUAAGGGGGUCCCCUAAAUGGUAACAAAAAAACAAGAAUCAGGUGCUCUGGGUCAUUAUACAGCUAAAUAAAGGGGAUCUGUCACCCUAAACAAUCAUUCCAACUCCUUUCUGAUUGUAUUUGUCAAGCAAAAUAAACUUCCACUAUAGAAAUUA